Messenger RNA from Magnusiomyces paraingens, 1563 nucleotides. RefSeq lists its product as uncharacterized. The record is from RefSeq and is a predicted model, not a curated record. Bases 1 to 1563 code for a protein of 520 amino acids. The transcript has a single exon. Gene Ontology annotation, biological process: transmembrane transport. Gene Ontology annotation, molecular function: transmembrane transporter activity. Lineage: Eukaryota; Fungi; Ascomycota; Dipodascomycetes; Dipodascales; Dipodascaceae. Gene Ontology annotation, cellular component: fungal-type vacuole membrane.
AUGUCUUUUGAACCUUCAGAAUCCCAUGGUAUUGAUGGAGUUCAACACCGGAGGGCCAGUGUUGCAGGCACCUCUGGGUUUGAAAAAAUGACAGUUAUCGAUGACUCUACGGUUGAGAUGCGGGUCAAGUCUACAGCAGUUGAGUUUGACACCCCGAUCCCAGAGACAUCCAAUGUUUUUGAAGAAAUUCAUGAAGAAAGCGAAACUCAAGAAUCUGAUGAGGACAGACAACUUGGCUCUAAUACUACUAAUAAUAAUAACAAUAACAAUAACAAUAACGACAACGACAACGACAACGAAGAUGACGAUGAUGACUACACGGAGUACCCCGAGGGCGGACUUAUGGCCUGGCGGGUUGUGCUUGGAUCCUUUUUCGGGUUAUUUUCAGUGUUUGGUCUCAUCAAUUCAUUAGGUGCCAUACAGGCUUAUGUCAAUGUUAAUCAGUUGUCGCAGCGUUCUGAUUCCCAAGUAUCGUGGAUUUUCUCAGUUUUCUUGUUUCUUUGUUACUUACUCGCUGGUCAGGUCGGCCCAUUGUUUGAUGCUUAUGGUCCAUACCAACUUGUUAUUGCCGGAACAUGUUUUUAUACACUUGGAAUUAUGAUGACUUCUCUUGCAACCGAGUAUUACCAGUUUUUCCUGGCAUUCUCGCUCUGUGCAGGACUCGGUUGCGCGCUACUCAUGACUCCAGAAAUAGCUAUUAUCGGCCACUGGUUUAAAAAACGUCGUGGAACUGCUAUUGGAGCUGCAACUGUGGGUGGAAGUCUAGGAGGUGUCAUAUUCCCUGUAAUGUUGCGCCAAAUGUAUUCCACUGCAGGCUAUGCUUGGGCCUUACGUGCACUGGGGUUUAUUAACUUAGGAACCUUGCUUCUAUCGCUUUUCCUGAUGAAACCCAGACUCGAAUCAGUGACCCCGGCUACAGCAUCUGGGAAAUCCAAAAUGGCCUCCAUUUUCUCGGUCAAAAAUAUGGCCGACGUACGUUCUCUGCGCGACAUGCGAUACGCAUGGCUUGUAGCUGGCAACUUUUUGGGCGAGCUUGGUGUUGUAAAUGGCUUAACUUUUAUCACAUCGUAUGCUUUAGCACAGGGCAAGUCUCCUGGAAUGUCUUAUGCACUUCUUGCCAUUCUUAAUGCCGUUGGAAUGCCUGGUCGCUGGCUGCCAGGACUUAUUGCUGACCGCUGGCUCGGCCGGUUUAAUACGCUUAUUCUAACUACCAUCAUGGCGUUUCUUACCAUCUUUAUCAUCUGGCUACCAUUUGGUCAUACUACUGCAGGCCUGGUCAUCUUCUGUGUACUCCACGGGUUUUGUAAUGGUGCCAUCUUGUCUCUGUCCCCCGUGUGCUGUGGCCAGAUUUGUAAGACUCGCGACUACGGCAAACGCUACGGUACCAUGUUUUUCAUCACAUCGUUUGCAUGUUUGCUUGGUAUUCCAUUGUCCGGUGCACUGAUUCACGGUACUAACUACAAUAACUUGGUUAUUUUUAACGGCUCUCUGUAUGUUGGCACCACCUUGGCGCUUUUGAUGUCUCGCUACUACGCCGUUGGUUUUCGUCUAUGUAAAUGGUAA